This is a messenger RNA of Amoebophrya sp. A25, 4348 nucleotides long. The record is from the annotation of a GenBank genome assembly. Lineage: Eukaryota; Dinophyceae; Syndiniales; Amoebophryaceae.
AUGCAGCUGAAGCCAUCCGCGGGAAACGGAAAGGAUCUACUCUCUGUCACGGAGAAAAUGAUUGUAGCGAGGGCACUGGAGGAUGUCAAAACGCUUUUGAAAAAUUUUUACUGCGGGGUCAUUGGAAAAUUCUCGCCCAUAGCUUUGGGAGGAAUGACUGAACGGACAACUACGGAGAUCGGUGCAAAAUGCAGUAAGCAAACAUCUUGGUUAAGGCAGAAUGAUGUAACAUCAGUGCUCGCUCCAGAGGCUCAGGUUUGAAUACCAUCCAUGCAAACGUGUCGGAAUGAGGAAAUCCUAUCUGGUUUAGGUCGUACGUGAUCCUAGGCAAUAUUUCAAUUCGCGGCAUCGGGGUGCAUGCUGUAAAGACAUGGGGUGCGUAGUCUUCUAGAGUGUUGGUUUCAGCACUUGCUUUUUCCUCUUUAGCUCUAACGACAGCCGCGGACGGUUAUAGAAAUGAUAUCGGGCCGCAGGAUUACACGCCAAGAACAUUCGACAAGCUAGACAGAAUUGCUCAAUUGGUGGACAUAGACAUAAAAAACGCGUUUCCAGCUGCAAAUACUGAUGAGGCGAAGGGAGCUGCUUAUAAGAGUACUUCUUGAUUUGUUCUGUUAAUAAUGCUUGUCCAGUAUUUCCGCCAUAUUCUUAACCAGCGUGGUCUAGAAGACUGUGUUUUUGCUAGUUUGAUGGCAAAGUGCCGGAGCCCCUCGGUGAAGAGAACAACCGGGCGCCACAGUGUUUCGACGUUGCGACUCUCGUCUACAUGGGUCUGCUUGAUCGUUAAAUCGACAAAUUGAAAUCGCGCGGCCCUCUUGGCUAGUCGUCCUCGUGAACACGGUGGUCUCGCCAUCGAGCUUGGAUUGCCUUUUUGGGUUUUGAGAUGUAACGCUUUUCACUUGGUGUGUAACCACCGCGAGUCUUUUGUAGGAAAGACUAAAAAAGUUGCGUCGCUCCUUGUUGUCCUUGGUGUACGAAGUUCCGCAAUAAGAUGAAAAAAAGCAAUGCUCGUAACCCAUUCCUUCGCGCUGAUGCAUCUCUUUUUUUUGUCUAUCUAAAUGGCAGAAUGCUGCGUGGCACGGAAGAGUGCUGCCGCUGUUGGGCAGUUGCUUUGUGGUUGGGAUUCUUCUGUUCGAUCGCACUUUCCGCGCCGGCGCCCUCCCCCUUGUUUCUAGUCUACCUCGUGUUGCUUUGGGUACUAAUUCUAGGACGCUGUCUGUGUUUGAUAGUGUGGUCGGGUCGUAGCGCUAGCGCGGGCCUUACACAAUAGUCACUGGCGCUCUGAUACUCGUCUGGUCACAGGAUUUCAAGGACCACUAAACUUCUGCAUCGAAGUAGUGUUUGAUGUGGGUUCUCGUUCUUCUUGUGUUUUCGACGUGAGAAGCCGCGCCUUAGUGAUCGUUAAUUUUUAGGCUGAGUUUCUCUCUUAGUGGUAGAAAAUGGGAGGGCAACACGUGCUGGAUGCGUCGGGCGCUUUACCAAAAGCUGCGAUCCCUACAGGCAGCAAGACUUUGCUACUCAUUGUAAAGUCUGUGCUUAAGAACGGUCCUCUAGUCUUCCGCGAGACUCGUGUAAGCACCAAUUAGAAGGAAGUUCUGCCACAUUUCCCGCGUCCUUGGUACAAGUGCCUUUUUACGCAGGCCUCCUCCCCAACACACCUCCCCACCCGUGCGUUGAUCGUUGUGGAUUCUUUUAAAGGCGCUAAGUCACCUAAACACUGCACAAAGACGGCCAGCCUCUUCUUAGUCGCGGACGUGGUCCGCCUAGCGGUGCCCGAAGCUUGUUUCUGCUGGUUUUUGUGGGUUUUGCACUUGACUUCUUUCAUGUGUUUCUUCGCGCCCCUCCAGAGUCCAGGACACUAGGCGGCAGGGGUGUGCGGUGGGAUUCUGGAGGGGCGCGGGGGUUUGCAGCGUGCCCGGGGUUCUUUCUUUGCUCGCAAUUGUGGGAGGGUUUUCUUUUCCCCGAAGGAGUUCAAGGGGCGGCGAGCGUUCUCCGGGUUCUUACCGUGCCCGGAAGGGUUGAAUAUUGUCUGGGCUUUUGCAGUCUUUUUCGGAACUUUCUCCAUUCAGGCCCCGCGUGUCUUCGGUCAGGCUUUGGGGGCUUUUCGCCGUAAUCGGUCAGCCAAGUUUGAGGCACUCCGCCCCGGGUUCUUUCUGCACUUGGGCUCUUGUCUUUCGUCUUGUUCGGUGUGGGACUGUUGUCCACCUGGCGGCCUGAGGCUCUCGCGCCGGGUGGCCCCUUGAAUUGGGUAGACCUUUCUAGGCUGUACAGGACCCCCCGCCGAAAGCGCUCCUUUGGUGAAAAAAAUGGAAGCGCAGCCUUCUGGCUUUUCUCACAGACAGCACCUUCCUCGGCGGGGAGUCUUGUACACGGUCGAGGCGCUUGCUUCAUUCUUGUGCCCAGGCAUUUCUAAGGGGGUCAGGCUAACGCUUGGGAGCACUGCCAAGGGAAGGAGCCCGCGAGCGAUAAGGAAAGGGGCCCGCAGCUUUGUUCUUUUUGCUCAGUUUCGAUGGUGGGCGUGGGCCGUGUGAGUCUCGCCUGCCCUCUGUGUCUCUUGGGGGUGCUCGAUUAGGAUGGUGCCAAGUCAGCCAAAACUGCACAAAGGCGGGCAGCGUUGCCUCGUAGUCGCGGAAGUGGUCCGCUUGGCGGUGCGUGUCGCUUGUUUUCUGCUGGUUUUUGUGUGCUUUGCCUUUCUUUCGUGUGUCUCUGUCUGUUAGUUUCCCUGCGCCCCUCCAGAGUCCAGGACAAUAGGCGGCAGGUGUGUGCUGUGGAUUCUGGAGGGGCGCGGGGGUGUGCAGCGUGCGCGAGGCCCUUUGCUCGCAGUUGUGAGGGGGUUUUCCUUGGGGAGCUCAAUGGGCGGCGAGUGUCCUCUGGGUUCUUCUUCUUGUCGUGCCCGGAUUAGGUGAAUACUGCCCGGGCUUUUGCAGUGCUUGGCUGAAUUUUCUCCGGAGUAAAAUAGUCGCUGACCUUUCCCUACGUUUUUGCGCUCCAUUCUUAGACGGCUGGCAGUCAGUGCAGACCGGUACCAUAUCAGAGCACGUAGAAGAUACAGACUUCUGACCAGCUAGAUGCUCUAGUUCUUUCACAAGACCAAGCUAUUCAGCGUCUAUAUAAUCUGAUCACUUGGGCUACGGGGUUACAGCGUUUAUAGUGAUACUUUUGUUUUUCGUGCAGGUGCACACCGGGAGGCAGCUAUACUUCCAGCAUCACUCACUGCGCCAUGCCUUUUUUGGCUUUAUUUCGGUUGUUCAAUAGAAUUCGACAUACUGUAGUAUCUUUGACAAAAAUGGGCAGCAGUGGCUGCGUCUGCGGCAAUUUCAAUCAGCGCCAUUAAAUAGAAUUAGAAAUAGUCCUGGUGUAGGGAUGUUAGAGCCGAUGGGCCACCGAGCUGUUGCGUCUUCAGUAAGAUACAACUUUCAAGCAGAGAACAGCGCCAAAACAUAGAAAGCCGGAAAGGGGAAAGGCUUGCGUAAUGGGUCUUGUGAUGUUUACAAGUGGGUAAGCCACCAAUUUCACACUACGCCAAAUCUACGCGAGGUUCGGAAGAGUAACAUUGGCCAAUGUGCACGCUGUGAUUCUAGUGCAUGCAUCUUGCGUAAUCCGCUAAGCCUUAAGCGCGUUAACUCUACGCUUCUCAAUCAGAUGAUUAGCAUACCAGUGGUCUAAUUUGAGAGAUUGGCUCUGGUUCGUAGUUUCUCUCAAUCUCGUCCUUUUCAUAUCAUGGACAUCGCAACAAGGGAGGCAGAAGCUUUAAUAAUUUUUAUCUUUUUUCACAGGCAUCGAAACCGCUCUGGGAGACAUAUGGCAAGAGAUCGUGAAACUUUCAAAGGACCCGACCAACAAUAAGGGAAAGAUAGGAGAAAUCGUCGGUGAAAAGAUAGUCGGCGAACUUGCGCAUCAAAUUGACUCUCUGCUCGACAGCUAUGGUGAGGUGACGCCGUCGCAGAUGACCGACGAGCAAAAGGAAAAGUUGGAAACGCUAUUUGAAAAGCUUUCAACACGCGAGGAGGCAGAAUCCAAAGUAGGCGAGUACGGCCUACUAGGUAAUUACGCACGAAUAAUAUUGAAGCUGAUUAAAGAAUCGUUCUUGAAGCUCUGCGAUUCAGGGGAUGACCGCUGCACCAGUCAAAAGCGGAAAACAGCCCUGAAGAAGGCAGAGAAGUAUGAGGUGGAAGAACGCGCAAAGGCUUGGAGUUCGAAAACGCAGCAGGACUUUUGCGAAGGGAUGUUGCUGCGUUCGUCCGAGGAUGGAAAUUGCAAACCGUUUGCCUACUCUGCGGCGAUGUAUGCCGCAGCGAUGCUGGGAGACACCGGACUUAAAGCUGAGUAUGUCGUCGAUAAAAGGGUGUAG